AUGAAGGGCUUCUGUCUGCGGUUCAAGUCUGAGAGUGAAGACUGUAUCAAGAACCACAUCAUCAAGAUUCAGACUCAGUUCGGCACGAAGAUCAAGUUUGUUCGGCACGAUGGAGCGCAUGAGUUUGCGACCAACUCCAUCAAGACCUUCUACGAAGAUCAUGGUAUCGAACAACAGAUCACGGUGCCGUAUGCACACCAGACCAACGGCACCGCAGAACGCGCGAUAAGGUGUUGA
This is a messenger RNA of Peronospora matthiolae, 237 nucleotides long. Lineage: Eukaryota; Oomycota; Peronosporomycetes; Peronosporales; Peronosporaceae. The record is from the annotation of a GenBank genome assembly.